Messenger RNA from Exaiptasia diaphana, 413 nucleotides. Its product is annotated as acyl-CoA-binding protein. The transcript has 4 exons. Gene Ontology annotation, molecular function: fatty-acyl-CoA binding. The record is from RefSeq and is a predicted model, not a curated record. Lineage: Eukaryota; Metazoa; Cnidaria; Anthozoa; Actiniaria; Aiptasiidae. Gene Ontology annotation, biological process: fatty acid metabolic process. The coding region runs from base 95 to 358 and encodes 87 amino acids.
GUUGGGUAACAAGUAACAACGAUCAAGACGCACACCCACAGUCUUUGUUUGAAGUUUUGAAUAUUUUUAGCACUAACUUAUAGAUCUAGACAAAAUGUCUGCAGCAUUUGAAACCGCCGCUGCUGAGGUCAAGAACUUGAACGCCAAACCAACAGAUGAAGAGAUGUUGGAAGUCUAUGCUCUUUAUAAGCAAGCUACCGUAGGCGACUGCAACACUGCUCGACCAGGAAUGAUUGAUUUCACUGGAAAAGCGAAAUGGGAUGCAUGGGAUGGYAAGAAAGGAAUAAGCAAGGAAGAUGCUGAACAGAAGUAUAUUGCAAAAGUUGAAGAGCUGAAGGGAAAAUAUGGAAUGAAGUGAUUUUUUUUUGUACUGGAAAUUAAAGUUGUUCUUUUAUUAAAGAUUUUUGUUGGAA